AUGACAAAUUCUGAAAAGGUUGCUGUUAUUAUGCUGGCUAUGGUGAUGUCGCUGCUAAAUGGAAGCCACUGCAUAGUAAAUCCACACAACGAAACUGCACGCAUGGUCAUCUAUCUGCAGGAGCCCAGUAGCUUGGGUCCACGCACCUGGUCGCCUGGCGUGGAGUGUUUGAAUCAGCUAACUAGCCUGUUUUUUAAGAAGCGUGAGCACUUGACGCGAUCUCCAAAUCUGGUUAUGACAGUUGGCAAGAAAAUGUCCACACCUGCAGCCCAGAUUCAGGAGGGUUUUUUGAAAAAACUAAUGGAAGCCAUCAGCAGCCAAAAUAGAUCGGCCUAUGGGACAAAACCCUACCAAAUGCGCAUCAUUUCGGAUUCAGUACCUUACCGAAGAACGGUCAUGAGUCAGAGAGAGCUGAUAUUGGCCGACUACUAUGUCAUGGUUGUGGAUUCGAUUGGCCGCCUGAGGAAGCUUUUGCAAAACUAUGUCAGCCAUAUGUUGUCUUGGAAUCCAGGAGCCCGUUUUUUGGUACUUUACAACAACAUCAAAGGUCGGAAGCAGGUCAAUGAAACCGCCAAAGAGAUAUUUAAUUUAAUGCUGGAGGAUUUCUACAUUCAUCGUGUGGGCUUGCUCUUCGCCACCUCGGACACGGAGUAUUCCUUUAUGCUGCUGGACUACUUUAACAGUUCUGCAUGCCGCACCCUAUCUAUCAACCACUUUGUCACCUGUAAUGAUGGUAAGCUGGAGACCAAAAGUCUCGUUUGGCUGCAGUCUCGGUUGAAGAGGUUAUUGGAUGGCGUAAGCCUGACCAAUUGCACAUUUAACAUGUGUGCGGCCAUAGCAGCACCAUUUGUGGAAAAAGAUUGUGUAUUGGGCUUGGAGAUGAGGAUCGUAGCGUUCAUCAAAGCUCGUCUGAAUUUCAAUAUCGACGCGACUUGCGAAAAGGAAAGUCGAGGUGUACAAGGCGAAGCAGGCAAUUGGAGUGGCCUCUUGGGUAGAUUAAAUGAUCGGGAUUGUGAUUUCAUCAUAGGUGGCUUUUAUCCCGAUAACGAAGUGGUGGGCAGUUUUUGGGUAUCCGAUUGUUAUUUGCAGGACUCCUAUGCUUGGUUUGCUAAACUGGCCGAUCCUCGUCCUGCAUGGAUGGCCCUGUAUUCGAUAUUUGGAAAUCGCACCUGGAUGUGCUUCAUGGCCAUGUUGUUGAUAAGCUGGUUGGCUUGGGCCCUAUUUGUGAUAGUGUUGCCAGAACCUACUGAGAGCAGAGAAUGGUCGCUUACAUUCAUCAACAACAUAGCCGUUUCGUUGUGUGUAUCCGUGAAUGAGAGGCCAUUUUGCAUGGCCAGCCGCAUCUUUUUCGUUUCCUUAUCCCUGUAUGGGCUGAAUGUGGCAUCGACAUAUACCUCGAAGCUGAUAUCGGUAUUCUCCAAUCCUGGCAAUCUGCAUCAGAUAGACAACCUGCGGGAAGUUGUGGAAGCAGGAAUACCUUUCGGUGGUUCCGAGGAAUGCCGAGAUUGGUUUGAAAACGAAGAGGACAUGUGGAUUUUCGAUUUGUACAAUGAAUCUUCAGAUUUUGUGCCCACCUCACUAAAUCUGCUGUAUGUAAAGAUGGGGCAACGUGUCAUAUUGAGCAGGCGCAUGUAUGUUUUACAGAAUUCUUUGGCCUACGAUGUCUAUCCUUUCAAACACAACAUCUUCUCCAGUCCCUUGCAAAUGAUUAUGAAGCCCGGCUUUCCCUUUCUGUAUGAAUUCAAUUCAAUUAUACGCAAAAUGCGGGACUACGGAUUUUUACAGAAAAUCAAUCGGGAUUUCAACUACAACAACACCUACCUCAACCGCAUUGCCAAGAUGAGGCCAGAAUUUCAAGAAAAAGUCAUUGUCCUAACAAUGGAACAUUUGGAUGGAGCUUUUUUUAUACUAAGCCUGGGCAUUGGAGUAAGUGUUGCCUUGUUUGUGGGCGAGCUAAUGGCGUUUCAUAGGUUUGGCCCUUGUCUACAGAAACCGUGUGGGCAACAGGCUAAGCCAAAGAAAAAGAAAAGACGAACAAAACACCGCAAACAUGAGGAGGGAAAAGACAAACAACCUCCCAAAGCUGUGAAGGAGAUUGUUUUGUCCUGGGAAGAGCAUAACAUUCAUAAGGAUAUGAGAUUUACACCAAUCAAAAGGAGGAAAAUCCUUCAGAAGUAAACUUGGCAGGAUGUAAGAAAUAAAAUUUUAAUCUUAGUAGAUGAAGAUUAAUUUUGGGAAAAUUUGCAAGAGAAAUAAUUUCUUAGGGUUUUAUAAAACGCGAUUGGUGGUACAUAUUACGGCCAAACGGCUGAAUGAAUUUUCUUAAAAUUUGCAUCAAUCGAAAGCUAUUUUUCCAGAGAAGCGACCAAUAUAUCCGAAAUUGAGGAAUUAAUGUUCA
Molecule: messenger RNA, 2398 nt
Organism: Stomoxys calcitrans (stable fly)
Lineage: Eukaryota; Metazoa; Arthropoda; Insecta; Diptera; Muscidae
Gene: Ir60a
Exons: 4
Coding region: 1-2178 (725 amino acids)
Source: RefSeq, a predicted model, not a curated record